AUGAUUUUUUCUCUGAUAUUUAUUGGCAUUGGCGCCUUAGUAUUGGUGAUCACCUCGUUCCGUAUUGAUGUCGAACCUGCUGAUGCGAAUCAAUUGAACAUAAACGAAGAUCAAGCACCGUUAUUCCUAAAAAACGCUGUACUCCAGUAUACCGAUAGUACCGCGACGAACAACCUGUAUAAACCGUACAGCCUGUUUGGCGAACAAUUAUCCCACAUUUCCGAAGAAGACGCAAGUAUGCUCCGACGUAUGACAAGUAAUGCGGCAAGUUCAUUGUAUCGACAAACGAGCAUAUCCAGCACGCACUCCGCCAUGUCCAAUACCACCACGACGGGCGCUUACAACAACCUUGCCUACGACGAUCUCGCGGCCGAACACGGCCCUUAUACGAGGAUGUCACGGACGGUGGUGUCUUCGAUGGAAGUGGCGAUGCUUCCUUUACCAUCUCCCACGAUGCCAAUGAUUGCUCUCGUGUUACUGUUUAUUCCGUCAAUUUCCUUACCGGACGAAUCCCUCCAAUGGACAACCACGACACUCACAGGGUGGAAAAACAUGUCCCUGCUUAUCAAUAUGAUGCUUCUCGGGAUGGCUCGGUCCAUGGUCAACACCUUCUUAUUGAUCUUUCUUUACGAUACAGUCCAUAUUCCCAUGUAUCAGAUUGGCAUCAUGAUCAUUAUUCCUGUGGCAAUAGAUAUAUUGCUUCGAGCAAGUGCACAACAGUGGAUCUAUCGAUGGAGUUUGACGACUGUAACCAGUUUCAUCCAUAGCCUCUUGAUCAUAUCUAUUUUUGGCUUUUCUUGGCUGCGACAGGAUUCCAUCGGUACACAAAUUGCCAUGGUGCUGCUGCAGACAGGUCAAGGUAUCGGUAUGCAUCUGAUCUGGCUAACUGCAAGUAACCGAAUUAUGGCAUGGAUGCGAACCGAUCAACAACUCAUGCUGCAACGAGCGAAAAUGUCAGCUUUAUACAGCAGUCUAGGACCCGCGUUCGGUGCAUUGAUUGCAGGCUUUGUUAUGCAUGCACAUGACGCUCAUUUCAGAGAAGGAUUUACUUUUCUGUGUCAGUGCGCCAUCGGUAUGCUUGCUGGUAGUUAUGUUCUAUCAUGGGGGUGGACAUUUGAUGCGUAG
This is a messenger RNA of Radiomyces spectabilis, 1125 nucleotides long. RefSeq lists its product as uncharacterized. Bases 1 to 1125 code for a protein of 374 amino acids. The record is from RefSeq and is a predicted model, not a curated record. The transcript has 3 exons. Lineage: Eukaryota; Fungi; Mucoromycota; Mucoromycetes; Mucorales; Radiomycetaceae.